GACCCAGUGGCCCCCCACUAAAUCUGCUCCUUUCCGCACUCACCUCAUCUUGCUCCCUAGUCUCUAUUUGCCAUCAUUUCUGUGCCAGGGUCCCCUAUUCCUGUCUUCUUGUCUUCAGACAUGGCUUCCCCUGUCCUAUGAAUGGAGUGGGGACAGAUGUAGGGAAUAAAAGCUAUGACAUAAUUCUGGAGGCUUGUCUGUUUUAAUGUAGCAAAUACAAAUAUCUCAAGACUCCAGAAUUACUUAUCCAAUCCAGUAAAACUAAAACCGAAGGAGAGCCGGGACGCCGGGAUGGCUCAGUGAGUUAGGCGUCCGACUUUGGCUCAGGUUAUACGCUCACGGUUCACGAGUUCAAGCCCCACAUUGGGCUUUGUUCUGACAGCUCAGAGCCUGGAGCCAGCCUGCUUUGGAGUCUCUCUCUGCCCCUCCCCCGCGCAUGCUCUGUCUCUCCAAAAUGAAUGAACAUUGAAAAACAAUUUUUAAUAAAAUUAAAAAAAAAAUAAAACCAAAGGAGAGCAACACCUGUAUUUUAUGUUUUACCUGGCAAGGUUCAUCUUCUUAGUUCCCUAGUAUGUUUCUACAGUGUAGCUUAUGCUUAUGCUCAAUAAAGCUGUCAAUCAAUGCAGGGAUUGAGAGCUCAAUAUACUUACAGCGUAAAAGGGGAUAAAAAGCAAUUGUGUUGUAAAACAGAAAUACAGGUGAUGCAAAGAUUAGCAAGGAUUCUGUAUCAUCACCCAUUCCUAUUUAACUGAAAUCUUGUCUACCUUCGUUUGUGUUUAGGGUUUUUUGAAAGAUGAAUGGACAUUGCAGCCCAGUUUGAGAAAGCCAUGGCAAAGUCAGUUAAGAAACUUCAAUUUAGCACUUCCAACCCUUCUGUUCCAGCAAAUUUAGCCCUCAACAGGAUCUCCUUUAAUGUUGAUGGUUCCAUCCAAUAUAAAGAAAAGCCAUAUUUCUCUGCCUCCAAAGCCCUAGAUGCUUACAUGGACGAUUUUUACUUAAGCUGUAAGCUGCCUGAUAUUAAGGAUACAAAGGUUAACCUGCAUCAGAGCCCUCUCAAGUGUCUUGCUAAACUAAACAGUGAUGAGAGCCCCUACACUAAAUCCGCCAGCCAGACAAAGCCGCCUGAUGGAGCGUUGGCUGUGAGGAGACAGAGCAUCCCAGAGGAAUUCAAGGGCUCCACCGUGGUUGAGCUGAUGAAGAAGGAAGGCACUACCCUCGGGCUGACGGUAUCGGGCGGAAUUGACAAGGAUGGCAAGCCACGCGUGUCUAACCUGCGGCAAGGGGGAAUUGCUGCCAGAAGCGAUCAGCUGGAUGUGGGUGACUACAUCAAAGCAGUGAAUGGGAUCAACCUGGCCAAGUUCCGCCAUGAUGAGAUCAUCAGCUUGCUGAAGAACGUUGGGGAAAGAGUGGUUCUUGAAGUCGAGUAUGAGCUGCCGCCAGUCUCUGUUCAAGGAUCGAGUGUUAUUUUCCGAACGGUGGAGGUCACAUUACAUAAAGAAGGCAAUACCUUUGGUUUUGUAAUCCGAGGAGGGGCACAUGACGAUAGAAAUAAAUCUCGUCCAGUUGUAAUAACGUGUGUUCGUCCCGGAGGACCUGCUGACAGAGAGGGCACCAUCAAACCUGGCGACAGGUUGCUCAGUGUGGAUGGAAUUCGGCUUCUUGGAACCACGCAUGCCGAAGCCAUGAGUAUUCUUAAACAGUGUGGACAAGAAGCAACGCUGCUGAUAGAAUAUGACGUCUCAGUGAUGGAUUCUGUGGCAACAGCGUCCGGGCCACUGCUAGUUGAAGUUGCCAAAACUCCUGGUGCCAGCCUUGGGGUUGCCCUGACUACCUCGAUGUGCUGUAACAAACAGGUCAUUGUCAUAGACAAAAUCAAAUCUGCAAGUAUUGCAGACAGAUGUGGCGCCCUUCACGUGGGAGAUCACAUCCUGUCCAUCGACGGAACCAGCAUGGAGUACUGUACAUUGGCAGAAGCCACCCAGUUCCUGGCCAACACCACUGACCAGGUCAAGCUGGAGAUUCUUCCCCAUCAUCAGACCCGCCUGGCCCUGAAGGGACCUGAGCAUGUGAAAAUUCAGAGGAGCGACAGGCAACUUGCGUGGGAUUCCUGGGCCAGCGACCACUGCAGCCUUCACACCUACCAAUACCCUAAUGCGUCCCACCCCGACCGUUGCAGAGCUCCGGCCCUGCCAGCCCCAAAGGCGCCUCCUCCCAACAGCCCUCCAGCUUUGGUGUCUUCACCCUUCUCUCCUACCUCCAUGAGUGCAUACAGCCUGAGUUCCCUGAACAUGGGGACUUUACCUCGAAGCCUCUACUCCACUAGCCCUCGCGGGACCAUGAUGAGGAGGAGACUGAAAAAGAAAGACUUCAAAAGCUCACUGUCUUUAGCCUCAAGCACAGUGGGCCUGGCUGGGCAGGUCGUUCACACAGAAACCACAGAAGUUGUGCUGACAGCCGAUCCCGUCACAGGAUUUGGGAUCCAACUGCAGGGCAGUGUGUUUGCCACGGAGACGCUCUCUUCGCCACCUCUGAUUUCCUAUAUUGAAGCUGACAGCCCAGCCGAGAGAUGUGGGGUGCUACAGAUUGGAGACAGAGUGAUAGCCAUUAAUGGGAUUCCAACUGAAGACAGCACCUUUGAGGAAGCCAACCAGCUCCUCCGAGACUCUUCAAUCACGAGCAAGGUCACACUGGAAAUCGAGUUUGAUGUUGCAGAGUCUGUCAUCCCAAGUAGUGGAACGUUUCAUGUAAAGCUCCCUAAGAAGCAUAAUGUGGAACUUGGAAUAACCAUCAGUUCACCAUCCAGCAGAAAACCAGGAGAUCCCCUUGUCAUAUCAGAUAUCAAGAAAGGCAGUGUGGCACAUAGGACUGGCACCCUGGAACUGGGGGAUAAAUUACUUGCGAUAGAUAACAUCCGGCUGGACAACUGUUCUAUGGAAGAUGCGGUUCAGAUCCUCCAGCAAUGUGAAGACUUGGUGAAGCUCAAAAUCCGCAAAGAUGAAGAUAAUUCAGAUGAGCAAGAAAGUUCCGGAGCAAUUAUUUACACUGUGGAGCUUAAGCGCUAUGGGGGGCCCCUUGGCAUCACAAUUUCAGGAACUGAAGAGCCGUUUGAUCCUAUAAUCAUUUCAAGCCUCACUAAAGGGGGAUUAGCUGAAAGAACUGGCGCAAUCCACAUAGGAGACCGAAUCCUGGCCAUCAACAGCAGCAGCUUGAAAGGGAAGCCUCUGAGUGAGGCCAUCCAUUUGCUACAGAUGGCCGGAGAGACCGUCACCUUGAAGAUUAAGAAACAGACAGAUGCCCAGGCAGCAUCAAGUCCCAAGAAAUUCCCCAUCUCUAGCCACCUGAGUGACCUGGGAGAUGUGGAGGAGGACCCCUCUCUGGCACAGAAGCCAGGCAAGCUCACUGACACGUACCCCUCCACCGUGCCCAGUGUGGACAGUGCGGUAGACUCGUGGGACGGCUCUGGAAUAGAUAGCGGCUAUGGGAAUCAAGCACAGCAGCAGUGGGAGAGAAUGAGUCCAGAGGGAGCCAAGAAGAGACCGAGGGUCUCAACAACCCCCUGUUUUCUUCCGGAACUCGACAGUUAGCUCCUCACAUGUUACCGGACACUGAAGAAGCACCAAAUGUUCACUCAGUGGUGCAGAAGCUUUCCUCCUCUCCUGCUCUCCCGGUUUCAGAGAUCUUGAGAAGUUGAAUGGCUUAGCACGUAGUAAAAGUAAUGCGCAUCUGUACUUAUUAAACCCUCAUUAUGUUUGAGAGUCUGUGUGUAUUAUUCUCAGCCCUCUUAUCAACCUGGUGAGGCACGUGCAUAUCAUUAUCCCUAUUUUACCCUGAGAAGAGUUGGCCAAGGUUACAGAUCAAGGAAGUGGUGAAGCUGGGAUUUGAACCUAGAUCUCUUUCUGAGUCCCUGUGCCAGCACAGUGUGGUCCAGACCCAGUUCUUUUGAGUCUAUGCCUAACCCAAAGAUACUUGAAUUUUAUCCCCUCUUCCUGCCCUGCUUUGUUGUAAUGCAAUAAUCUUUUAAUGCUGCUUAUUAAGACAGGGCAUCCUUGGUGUAGACAGACAUGCUUCUCAAAAGAGGCAUUUCCCCAGUAAGGAACAAUGCUGCACCUCUGCUCAAGGCCUGCCUGCAUCUGGCCCAAGUCACCAAGAACUACUUACAGACAACAUUUGGAAGGAAAAUCAGACAGUUAAUCUGUCCAGUUUAAAACCUGCUGGAAUUUGGGGCAUCUGGGUGGCUCAGUCGGUUAAGCGUGCAACUCUUGAUGUCGGUCGGCUCGGGUCAUGAGCUCACGGUUCAUGGGAUCAAGCCCCAUGUCGGGUUCUGCACUGACAGCAUGAAGCCGGCUUGGGAUUUGGCUGUUAACAGGUUUACAGCUAAUUAAGGCCAGGGAGGUGCAGGCUCCCCCUAGUUCUUUUUGUAUCACAAAAAGUGAGACUUCACAUGUUUAGGGAGUUGGUUUAUCUCGUUGGGAAGGAGAAAAUGGAUAGCCUGUCACAGGGAUCCAGGAGAAAUGCACAGAGUCACUGCCCUUCAAGAAGAGAUUCAUGUGUGUUCCCGUAAUUCACCACUUUUGACAGAAGGCAGUGCAUCCGUCACACAAAAUUUCUUCCCAAACGGCUAGCCACAUUUCUGUAGUUACCCAAGAAGAAAAUGAGAUAUUGAACUGUAAAUAUUUGCUCUGCACCGUGGACUCCUAAUGCUUGAUAUCCUAAAGCAGAAGGUUCAUAGAAGGUUCUUGCAGCCUUGGGCGUUCCCCUGCAUUCUUGAGAUCAAAUCCUUUUGAUCAGAGCGUUAUCCUUUGGGACAUCCUUCUCCCCCUGCCCUCUCCUAGUAAGGAUGGCAUUAUAGGCUCCAGCAGGUUGAGGGACAGUGAGUUAAGACGAGCAGGGAUGGCAUGCAGACAGUCAUGUGAUCCCGUCAUUUCAUUGUAUGUGAGAAUGGGGGCCUCAGCCUGUUUACUGUAGUAACUGUUUUUAAAUGCAGUCAGAAAUACGUAUUACAUUGCAACCCAGUAUAUACAUGUAAACACCUACAGAGAGAUACACGCAUGCACACACAUAGCGGGUCCCAACCUGAAAUGGUGGGUGAAGCCGUGCAUCAUGAUCACAGCACAAGCUCGAAAGUCUGAGCUGCCAACAAGCCCUUGCUCUCCUCUUUAAACCUCCCGAAAGAAUUUUGAAAAACCGCAUACCCCAUCACAAUUUAAAGUUGUCAUCUAAUGUUUUUUCUCCCCAAAUUUAAAUACUUGCAAAGACCACAACUUCCAGUCUGCCAUUAGUAUGCCUUAAAUAUAGUUUUGUCAAACUCUGGAGCCAUGGAUUUGGCUCAAAUUUAUGGAAGAGGUCCAUUGUAUAACCCAACGGCCAAAGCCAUUCCUCCCUGCCUCGCCUAUCAAGCUAAUCAGACUUAACUCCCUGUCAGAAGUGAAGUCAGUCUUCAUUUUGCAAUUCAAAUAAAAUAAUAAUGUGCCCACCUCCCAACCGACAACUGUUUUGAAUGCUAACUCUGAGACGCAGAGAGACAGGUGAAUGAGAGAGGGGGGAAAGCCUUGCCAGGAGUCCGUGCCUGGUUGAAAUAAGGCACUAUUCCCGAGAGACCUUCUCUCAGGAGCAAGGCUUUCCCAAAUUAUCCCUUGAUUUAAUGACUGGGGGUUUUUGCAGCCCAGGGCCAAUCUCCUGCAAAGGUUUGAGAUGGAUAAGACGUGUAUCUUUCAUUGGUAAAGUGGCAGAAGACCAACUGUGACGGUGGACGUGAGAAGGGAGAAUCAACAGAUCUCAGAUCUCUGGUCCUUUUCAGUAGGGUCAGUGUGGGGAAGACGUGCUUAACGGUUUGUGAGUUCGAGCCCUGCAUUCAGGCCCACUGCUGUCAGCAUAGAGCCCACUUUAGAUUCUCUGUCUCUUUCUCUCUCUCUCUCUGUCUGUC
Acinonyx jubatus (cheetah) is the source of this 5923-nucleotide messenger RNA. RefSeq names its product glutamate receptor interacting protein 1 (gene GRIP1). NCBI's taxonomy places the organism in Eukaryota, Metazoa, Chordata, Mammalia, Carnivora, Felidae. The transcript is spliced from 21 exons. The record is from RefSeq and is a predicted model, not a curated record. Gene Ontology annotation, biological process: neurotransmitter receptor transport, endosome to postsynaptic membrane. The coding region runs from base 798 to 3584 and encodes 928 amino acids. Gene Ontology annotation, molecular function: nuclear glucocorticoid receptor binding.